Physella acuta is the source of this 3645-nucleotide messenger RNA. Its product is annotated as sterile alpha motif domain-containing protein 9-like. NCBI's taxonomy places the organism in Eukaryota, Metazoa, Mollusca, Gastropoda, Physidae. Gene Ontology annotation, cellular component: cytoplasm. The record is from RefSeq and is a predicted model, not a curated record.
AUGUCCGACAUUGCAAUUAUAGAUGUAAAAGGGUGUGAUCAAUCUAGAUCUGACGACAUCAAACCACCGCCAGACGAGCAGCCACGAUGUUUUGACGCUGGCGUAGAAAUCACCACGAAAGGACUACACGUUGAUGAAGAAAUGCCAAUUAAAAUUAACAAGACUUCUACGUUUUUCAACAAACUUAAUCGUUUACUUACUGGAGGCACAAGUGAAGGUAUACUCCUAGAUGAUCUUUGCAUAUUUGUAAUGCUUAGUCCAGUUGAGACUCCUAUGGAUCCAGCUUUUCUAAAUAAUAUUAUGUCUUUUAUUAAGAAUCUUGAGCCAAAUGUGCUGUUCGAUUUUGAUUUAAAUGGCUUUGCCCAAGGUAUUUAUCAUACUUUAGACACAAGUGGAGGAAAAAUGUUUAACGUUUACACUUUAGAUAUGUUUGAUGAUAGCAAAGAAGAUUUCAAGUAUUUGCCCGACAUGUUGCAAAAGGACAAUUAUACGCAGUGGGUGUUCUGUAACGGCCAUGACAAAAUGGAGUCUUUUGACAAGAGAAUUUCGAACAAAACUAGAAAGUUGCAAUUUCAAGAAGCCAUGCUACAACUUACAAAGAUCUAUGGAACUGAAAGGAUACUUUUUGUAAUGUGUCUGUUGUCGAAUAACUAUGAGAUAAUGAUUUCUGCCUGUGAAGAGGCAAUUACAAGACUCCCAAACCAAUGGAUACUACUUGCUGAACAUAAAGAUAUUGCCAAGCUAUGGCUAGACAAAAUAUCAGAAAAUAAAUUUAAAAAACAGGAACUGGAAAACAAAUGUGUUCUGGACAUGUCCUGGGAUCAGAUUAGCAUCGCUGUUUCUCAGUUAAACGAAACAAAUAAAAACACUGAUGUAUAUUUACCAUCUUCUUGUGAACCCAUAACAUCCGUACCAAUAAAACAGUUAAAAGACUGGUAUGAUAUUGAUAUUUUGACUGCAGGGGACUUUGUUUUAGAAGGAAAUAAUGUUAACCAAUUAGAAAAAAAGGUUGAGGCUGAAUUUUAUCGAGGGAAACAGGUGUGUUGGUUAAAUUUCUGGUUUCAAAAUCAGGUUCUUCAGAGAGAUAUACAUUCCAAUCUUAAAAAAAGAGUUGAAGAUGCACUUGAAGGCAAAUCACACGACAAAUGCUGUGUACAAUAUGUUACUUUAUGGCACCAACCAGGGGCUGGAGGAACAACCGCAGCCAUGAAUGUUCUUUGGGAGCUUCGUAGAGAGUACAGGUGCUGCCGUGUGCUAAAUAUCACCGAAGAAACAGCUGUGCAUUUAGAAGAAGUUUGGCAUUUCAGUGAAGAUUCUAUUGGCAGGUCUCCUAAACCUCUUUUGGUUUUAGUCGACUAUGUCGAUGAUGAUCAAUAUAUCCAAUUCAAGAAUAAGCUGGAGGUUUUGGGACAAAUGAACAGUAUACAUUUUGAAGAGUCUUUUGACGUUUUUUGCACUAUAAUCGAAUGUCAUAGAAAUACUUUUCCAAUAGAAGACUCAAACAAACUACAGUUGCUACAUACCCUAUCAGAUAGAGAGCUUAGAUGGUUUGAUGAAAAGAAUAAACAAACAAAUUAUAGAAUUAACUUAUGUGAUUAUUUUGCUUUUAACAUCAUGCAAAAUAAUUUCAGCCUUGAUUGCAUUCCUGUUAUUGAACAAAUGUGUAAUGAUAUAUGUGACAAAUGGGAAAGGAAACUCCUUCUAAUUGUCUCUUUUUUAAAUGUUUAUGACUUGGCUUUUAGGCCCGUCAAAGUUUCUUGGCUGGACUUUAUGUUUAAAAACAGAAAUGUAUCGCGUGUAGAGAAAACUACUGUGUUUACGCGCGAAGUUAAGUGGGAAGCAAUGCUAAGCAGCAGCAUUAAAGUAUUGAUGAAUAUAUCAAACUAUUCAAGAAAAUCACUGAGAAUUAUAAACAAACGGGUUGCAAAAGAAGUUUUGAAGUACAUGUUAUUGCGCACUGGCACUAAAAGAAGUCAAAUCAUGAUAGAACUGUGUGACCAAAUCUACCAUCAAACUGGCCAACAAGCAAAUAACUUUAGACAUCUAAUACAAUGUGUGGCUAUGAAAAUUGAAGUGGGAGAAACAGGAAUAAAAAAUAAAUAUUCACCAUUUGUACUUGACGUAAUAAAAAAAGAAGACUAUGAUGUUUCUGCAGAUGUUUUAAUUAAAUUGUUUGAAGUAAGUCAAGAUCCAUUUAUUGCUCAAAUUAUAGCAAAAUUAUAUACGGACAAGGGAAACUGGGAAAAAGCUGAAUAUUUUGCAUUCCGGGCAACUUUAAUGAAUCCAGGAAAUUCAUGUCUUUGGGACACUUACGGCCGAGUUUUUAGUUCUCAACUUACAGAUUAUACCAAAGUAAUUCAAACUAAAUUUGGCCCUGUAGAUUCAAACGUAAUAGCAGCUGUUAAGAUCGCAUUUGAAGCAUUAGAGAAAUUCAAGAAAGCACAAGAAACAAGUGAAUACAAAACGGCGAAUAUAGAAGUAUUUAAUACUGCAAGCUAUUUUGGAGAAUUAGUGACAAUUAGGCAAGUUCUCAAUGUCAUUAAGUUACAUUCAGCUUUCAGAGAGCUUUCAAAACUACACAAGUAUUUGGUUGAUCUAAAUUACUGCCCAGAUGAUCUCUGUUUUCUUCAAGAUUACAAAUUUUUCUUGAAGAGUUUGGUUUUUAGAGCGACGCAAGGAAUCCGAAGACUGGAUGAAGAGUAUUUUCAACUAAAACGUGAAAGUAGCCAAGAAAAAAGAAUAAAGGUCGAUUUAAGCAGAGAUAAUUUAAUAAAAUUAAAGUCAGACUUAGAUUACUAUUUUGAUAUAACUAAAAUUACUACUGAACCAAAACUUGUGCGAGAAGCUUGUACGUAUAGACUUCGUGUUGCUCAAAGUAAAGGUGCUUCGUCACUGAGCCAAACUUUAGAACUAAGAAAAAAUGGCAAAUCACAGGACUUAAUUGAUUGUGCUCGUCUAUUGGUAAUAAACGUAAAGUCACCUUCGGCAACAUUUUACGAUUUUAAAGCCUUGUUGGAUGUUCUAACGGUAUUAAUUGUGGGUGUUGAAACACCACCAGGUCUCACUUUUGAACACUUGCUCGGCUGGUGUAAAAAAUUCUACUACCAUGAACAACCUAAAGAAUCAACCCGCCGCUUUUUGGAGCCAGUGAUGUACUUUGUAAUGUACAAUUUUCCCACAGAAGAGAGAGUGACAUUUAAUCUUUGCACUGUUGAAGUUUUGAAAAAUGCAAUGGUAGAAUGGGGGAAUACUUUCAAAAAUAAUUAUCCGUAUCUAGAUAUAGGCUUAUCUAUGUUAAGAAAAAGUGCUACUACUCUCUUUUUCCUAGGAAACGGGCAACCACUGCAAGAUAUUAUACAUCUAGAUCACAUAGAAAUCAUUAAUUAUAAGCAUACACGGAAUCUUUAUGAAAUAAGGAAACGUCUCAGAAUGAUGACAGGUGUACUUUUAGAAGGUGGAGAAAAAGUGAAAACAUGCCUGCCUACUAAAAAUGGCAAGCCAAUUGCUUUAGAAAUCUUAACCGCUUAUCCCGUGUACAAAAAAAAUAUGUGGUCAAGAAGUGUUUAUUUUUAUUUGGGAUUUAGUUUUUCAGGGCCUAAGGCAUUUGGAAUUUCAUUGGAAGAAUUAGAGACUGGCAGAAACUAA